Molecule: messenger RNA, 6856 nt
Organism: Betta splendens (Siamese fighting fish)
Lineage: Eukaryota; Metazoa; Chordata; Actinopteri; Anabantiformes; Osphronemidae
Gene: sox1b
Product: SRY-box transcription factor 1b
Exons: 2
Coding region: 4356-5426 (356 amino acids)
Biological process (GO): regulation of DNA-templated transcription; cell differentiation; anatomical structure morphogenesis
Molecular function (GO): DNA-binding transcription factor activity, RNA polymerase II-specific; RNA polymerase II cis-regulatory region sequence-specific DNA binding
Source: RefSeq, a predicted model, not a curated record
GUGUGUGUGUGUGUGUGUGUGUGUGUGUGUGUGUGUGUGUGUGUGUGUGUGUGUGUGUGUGUCAUCAGCAAACACAAGUGCCCAUCUCUGUCCCAGGUGGGGCUGAUGAAUGAAGGUGAUGGUGAUAUUGGCAAAUCAGCCCCUGCUCGUGUGUGAAAGUGUUAUAGUCUAGUCUAUAUAUUAAUGAAGCUGUGAAAAUACUGUACACAUGGUCUCACUGUUGCUCUUACCCUGGUUGUGCCAGUGGGACCCGCGAUGUGUGUAUUCGUCAGCAGCUAAAAUAAGUUUUCAUUCGUUGUGAAAGAUGACACACGCGCUACGUGGAGCAGUCUCCACCAGUGCUGUAUGUACAGGGUGUGUGAACAGAUCCAGUGCGGGCGCGUUUCACUCCCGUCAGAACCCCACUCAGAACCAACACGGUAAACAGACAGACAGACAGACUGGGAGUUGCUGUGAUAACGUCUCUCUCCACAAAGAGCGGGAUAAAGGGCCUUUUCUCCGCUCCGCAUGCCAGGCAGCUCCCAGCGGCCUCUCUGUUGACACAGACGCCACAAAGGGAACCAAAGGCCUCCCAUUAUGAGCCUAACCCCAGGCCCGGUCGCAGCGCUGCAGGGUUAUCCAGUGCAGGCCGGCCCGCAUUGGCUUGAAUAUUAGUCUGAAUAUAUAAGACUACCCCCCUGCCCCCCGCUGCAUUGUUCAGCAUUAUUCAGCUCCCACAAUGGAACAUCACACUUUGGAAGUAAUUUUCAAAAAAGGGAAGCCAAUCAAAAAUAAUGGCACUUAUUGUUUCUCUUUUGACACACACUGGUGAGCGGCGUGCCCCUCCCUCCUGUUGCUUUCUCUGCCUGUGCAGCCAUAAACCCCCGGUUUAUUCACGUCUAUUAUAUGGACAAAUUAAAUAAAACCCGGUAUGGGCUGGAGGGGAGAGGAGAGUUCCGCCGGCUGUCGGCAGUGGUGCCGGAAAGGGCUGGAGAUGGCAGGAACGCCGUACGGAGAGGGAAGGGGUGACCUGGGAAGGGGACGCAAGGAGGCAGGAGAGGUGCAAAGGGCAGGAAGAGCAGAGGCAGGUGUGGAAGACGCGGACGCUGAGGUAAAGGUCCGGGUUCUGUCACUGCAAACGCUCCUGCUCUUCAUAAACUGGACUGAGGAUGCUGAUGAGCCGUCACCGCGAAGCUGGAUGUGCUGCGUUUGUACUGUAAACCCGAGGAACAAGGAUGGGAGAUUAUCGCAUGGCUUAAUUCUACGCAAGAAGGGGAGCUGCCUGGAUGGAGAUAUUGGUGUAUUCAUGGAAACAGCCCUUGACCUGCCGGGGUGGGGUUCUCUGACGAGGACAGGUGGAUGCCCCUUGAAAGGAGGGAAGAUCUGGAAAUGAGGGCACUUUUUGGACACACAGGACCCGACAGACUUCUACUGGUUCAUAGUGGAGACAUAACUUCAUCCAGUUAUGACGCUCUGGCUAGUCAAGUUUCACGUGCACAAAACCAUAAAGAAAUUUAUAAUAUAAAGUUUUUUUCCUGCUUUAAUAAACACGUCUAAUCUGUAAAUAAAUUAUAAUAAAUAUAAUAAUAAAUGUCCUGUGUUCUUUAUCCACCAGUGGCGUGGCAGAACCAGUCACAGACUGCUAAACAACUGUCCACACAAUCGUCUGGCAGCUUCACCUGUUGAACAAGCAGCCAGUCAAAACACUGACUCGAUAGAAACACACAACAAAUUCCAAGAAGGGCUUAAGAAACAUGCUCUGCAUGAAAACCGACGUGACAUUUCCUGCCUGCAAAUGGAUGUGGGGGAAUCACCCGCAGCUCAUUACUGGUUUAUUAGAAAGCUGGUCCCAGAGGUCAGCACUGGAGCUGCUCCUCGCCGUCAGAUAGCUUUUAAAUGCUUUACUCCACUACUGCAGUACUGCUAGCGUGGAGCUAGCACGCAGACGUCCCCGCUUCCUAAGUUACAGCGCAGGUUUACUGCGAGCUCAGCCUGCCAGCUGCUGUCCAGCAAACACAGACGCCAGGACAACGCUGAGAGCAAAAGAAGGCAUCUCUGAUCCUGCACUAAAGACCUUUUUCCUUUUACUAUUACUGAUCUAUUCUCAACCAAUUCUAAGACAAAGAUGGCAACAAGGCUGCAACACGUCAGGACUAAAGGGGAACUGGACGUGAGUCAAACUCUCUAUUCAGAAAAUAAUAACAUACUUUUAUCCAUGGGAAUUAUUAGUGAACUAACCCUCAACUGAAACCACACUAUGGGGCGGAUGCUGACACUACUUCAUAUACUCUGCAUUGCUUCAUUCACAAUGUUUGCAUCACUAUGACAACAGGCAGAGGCUCACUCAAAUUAAUGUAAUAAUACGUGUUUUAAUGAUCCAGAGCAUCUGUCAACAAGUCAGUGCUGUAAAUCAAACACCCAGAGUGUCCAAUCAGGCCCCUGAUUUGGUUUCCACCUCCUGCUUCUGCUUUAGUUUCUUGCCGCUGUCUUAAUAAUACACGCCCACUGCAUCUCUGCACUGGAUGCAGAGGGGCUCUGUCACCAAACAGAACAGCAGCGCUGCAGUGGACCGGUUCAGGGGAGCCAGAGGAACAUGCAGCCGUGCCACCGUGCCAGUGUAGUUUAACAGCUCGCUGAGAGGCGGGCAGCACCUGACAGAUGCCACGUGGGAGCAUAAUCCCAGAGGGCUGACGAGCUGCUGCACAUGACGGCAAGCCAGUGGAACAGGAGGAGACCGGAAUAACCAACAAGGUCCAGAGGGCAAAGAAAAAUAAAUAUGUCUGUAAAAUCACUUUGCUGUAACAAAGUACGUCCACUAGCAUGAAAAUUUGUUUCAUCACUAAAUAAAAACAAAUAAAUGAUCAAUCAGUUCCAGAGGAAAAUAAAUUAAGGGUUUAAUUAUGUUGAAAUACUUCAGAUACUUUUAGUAUGAUUGAAAUUCAUUAAACUGCAUUUUUUUUAAUUAAUCAGGGAAAUAAGUUGUUCAUUAAUAAUUUCUAACAGCCAAAGUAAAAUGAUCAUGUAAGGCCUAUAUUUAUCUCACAUAUAUACAUAUUAAUAUAGUGGUUGAAAAUGACAUGCUUUGAUAUAUAUUAUUAAAAUUAGUUUCUGUUAAAGUGUUUUAUAAACGUCCAUGCCCCUGUUCUUAUAUCAGGUGUAUUAAUACGGGGCCUGUUGUUUCGGGCCUGCAGCUACUCCACAGCGGCAGCGUCAUUUUGGUAAAACUACAGUGUAAAUAUAUAUAAAUAUAACAUGUAUGAUAGGAUUACUGGCUCUUUAUGUGGACUGAAUCUCUCCUCGUUUCUCCAGCACUCAGCACACCGCGCUACUGAGACAAACAAAAGGACCGCUUUGAAUGGCACGUGCUCUGAGUGUCAGUCACCUGUUUCCUAGCAACGGGCACAACAGAAAAGCACCUGUGGCUCUGAACAGGAGGCUUUGUCGCCUUUCGUUUGACAAAAACAGGACUAAAUUAAAAAAUUAAAAGGUUUGUAUGGGCGAUGUGGGUAAUAAUGUAAAAAAAAAUCCUAAAUAAUAAAACUAAAUAAUUCAGCGUUAAAAAUCCUAAACCACAUCUGAUAAUUUAAGGUGGUUAUUUUAUAGCCUGUGAGCUUAAUAGAACAUCUCCCCAUUUGAAAGUAUUGGCUCCUGCAUAAGCUUACUGCAAAUGUGAAAUAAUCUUUUGGGUUUAAUUAGAAUAAAAUUCAACUAUAUUGCUUUGAAAACAGACAGUAAUACUGGCAGCUUCAGUGCUCUAUAUUUAGACCUGCUUUUGUUUUUGUAAACAGACGUCUCGGUUUUUUAUUACGAGGAGAAAACGUCCUUCACAUUACAAAUCUACUGUAAAAUAGAUUCUCCCUUUGAUGCGGACCGUUUUGAUAUUAAAUAUAAAUAAAUGGCACACUCAGAACAUGCGCAACGCGAUGGGAAAGUGUUUACGCGCCGUAUGUUUUCCACAUACACACAUAAAACGCAUGACAGAGGGAGUAAGUUUUUUUUUUUUUUUUCCCUCGCGCUCGACGUCACCAGAACCUCGAGCCCCUGCAUGCAAAUCACGUCUGCGCUCGAGCCUCUCCAUUGGCCGUCUCUCGCUCAUUUAGCUGCUGUCAAAGCGCGCGGCCCGGCCACGCUCCGGUAACUUUUCCCACUACAGCCUCAGCCAAAGUGCGCCCCAACCACCGGUUUCCAUUCUCCUCGGCGCUCGCGGAUGACAGGGACAAGGCGGAAGCGGGACGUUUACCUGUGAGUGGAUUUCAUCCUGAGACCACGGCACCUUUUCUGCUGCUGUCACUCUUUAUCUGUCCUCCUGUGCGCGGCACGGCCUGAAUGCCUCCGCGCGUUUGACUGAUAAGCGCUGUCCGACCGAGACGAGGUGAAUGUACAGCAUCAUGAUGGAGACGGACUUACAUUCCCCCGUGGUUCCCCAGACCAACCCAUCCAACCCGGGGGGACACCCGGGAGGAGGAGGCGGGGGGGCCGGAGGCAAAGUCCCCCAGGACAGAAUCAAGAGACCCAUGAACGCGUUCAUGGUGUGGUCCCGGGGCCAGCGCAGGAAAAUGGCCCAGGAGAACCCCAAGAUGCACAACUCCGAGAUCAGCAAGCGGCUGGGCGCCGAGUGGAAGCUGAUGACGGAGGCGGAGAAGCGGCCGUUCAUCGACGAGGCGAAGCGGCUCCGGGCCAUGCACAUGAAGGAGCACCCGGACUACAAGUACCGGCCGCGGCGGAAGACCAAGACGCUGCUGAAGAAGGACAAGUACUCCCUGGCCGGCGGGCUGCUCGGCUCCUCCGGGGCCGUCGGGAUGGGCGGCGGGCAGCGCCUGGAAAGCCCCGGAGGGGCCCACGCGGGGGCCAACGCCGCCUACGCCACGCACAUGAACGGCUGGGCGAACGGCGCCUACUCGGGCCAGGUGGCGGCGGCGGCGGCGGCGGCGCACGCCAUGAUGCAGGAGGCGCAGCUGGCGUACACGCAGCACCCGGGCACCGGGGCUCACCCGCACCACCCGCACGCGCACCACCCGCACGCGCACCACCCGCACGCGCACAACCCGCAGCCCGUGCACAGGUACGACAUGAGCGCCUUGUCCUACAGCCCGAUCUCAAACUCUCAGAGCUACAUGAGCGCCUCGCCGCCGGGCUACGGCGGCAUCACCGGCUACACCCACCAGCACCAAAGCUCCGGCGUCUCCCCGGUGUCCGGGACCAUCGGAGGGACUCUGGGCUCGCUCGUGAAAUCCGAGCCUAGCGUGAGUCCCCCGGUUUCCACGGCGCGCGCGCCGCCGCCGUGCCCCACGGGAGACCUGCGGGACAUGAUCAGCAUGUACCUGCCGACCGGCGAGGCGGCGGGGGACUCGUCCGUGCAGAGCAGACUGCACGUGCUCCACCAGCAGCACUACCAGAGCAGCGCCUCCACUCCGGUAAACGGGACGGUUCCCCUGACUCACAUUUAAAUCGAAAUGUAAAAGCACUACAAACCACAACCAAAUAUUUACACUGUAGAUGUGGGCGCAGGCUGCUGCUGCUGCUGCUGCUGCUGCUGAGCUGUACAUUUCAGGCGGUUACAGCCAUACAAAUGCAAUCACUACACUUUGAACAAACUUUUUUAUUGUUCUCAUUUUUAUUUCCUUUCAUUGGUGGAUUUUGUCUGUCCGCGCUGAAGGAAACGCAUCUCAUGUACUUUGCUCCCUGGAACGGAGCAUGCCAAGCUUUGACACGAUUUCAAUUAUAAUCCGUGAAGGCUGGUGCACGAUGUUUUUUCCCGACUUUUCUGUGCAAUUGAGAGGCACCAGCUGUGUCCGGGGAAUCCUGAAAAUCUGUUUAAAGCAGGAGCCGUAAUAAACGGAACAGGGAGGUGUGGAGGAUGGUUUGAUAAAAAAAAAAAAGUUUCUAGGCUGCAAUUCAAAUUGAGUUUUAAUGCUUGUAAACAUGUGAGUCAGUCGGUGUAAUUUCGAUUUGUUUUUGUUGUUGUAAAAUCUUGUAAAUUGUGAAUAAAUAGGCCUACUGAAUACGCUUUUAUGCAACUGUACAUAAUUUAUAAAAUAUCAAGCCUCGUUUUUUUCGGUUGAAGACGAAACAAUUUUGCGUUUGAGCUGAAUAAAUUUUCCAAGAAUUUCAUCUUGGAGAUGUGUUAGAUCUGUUCGUGGGGUGUUUAUUUUGCAGGUGUUUCCUGAUGAAGGCGUCGGUAUUUGUUGUUUAUUUAAAUUUAUUAAAACCCGGAAAUAUCAAUUAAACGCUUCACUAUCUAUUUGAAAAUUACUACAAAAUAUAUAUGUAACAUUAAAACAGUCAUAUCUUUUGCCAAGUUGCUAUUUAUUGCUCUGGAUCUUUAUGACCUGUCUGAUGUGAAGGAUCAUUCUGAUUCUUUUGUCAUAGCGAUAAAAUCAUUGACACCUUUCUUUUACUCGUCUUCUAAUUUUACAAAAAUGUUAGUACAGGAUCAACAACACUAAUUAAUGUAAGAUAUAAAAUUAUUUGAAAAUAUCGGAGUGGAAAAAUAACAUAUCUGUUUAUAUUCCAGACAUUAUGAUUUCACGUCUUUCUCUAUUUUCCCUCUAAUUGGAUCAUGAGGUUAAAUAUGGUUUUAUUUGCCUGUCACCCUGAGGCCAAGUUAAAAACUGCAGCAGACACUUGUUGGUUCAGGAUUUUCUUUCCAUGAAGAGGAAAUAUUUACCUAAUAGUGUCCUCACUUUUCCAUUGUCUGUCACUUAAUUUGAAAUUUCCUCAAUAACUCUGCUGCCUUACUGAACUAAUGCCAGCGCUAUGUUAAAAAAACAUAAAUCUGUCUGGGAUGUUUUCCUUUUGCAUGAAUUAGAAUGUAUUUUGUUUAUUUAUGAUUGUCUGUAUCUUGCUUUACAUUUUUAAAAGCUAAUUCCAUCACUUA